GGGCAGGAAGCUGGGCCUGUGCAAGCACUCAAGGGCGCCUGUCUUUGGACAAGGAGACGAGGCACAGCAUUUGAGGCGGCGGGCCUGGUACAGAGCACCUUGACUCAGGGUCGGUUUUAAGAUUGCCCCGCCCAGUUUGUGUCGCCGUCAGUGAUAAGGGGCGUUACAGGGGUGCUUUGCGACGAGGUGACAAUCGUUACCGACGGUAAUGGCGGCGGCCAUGGAGAUGUUCCAUGUGCAGCACACGCAGGGGCACGUCCUGUGCUGCCUCUGCGGCACGUCGAUCCCGCCCAACCCGUCCAACAUGUGCGUCGCUUGUAUACGGACGCAGGUGGACAUUACGGAGAGCAUUCAGAAGCAGGUCACGGUCUUGUUCUGUAAGGAGUGCGAGCGCUGGCUGCAGCCCCCCAAGAACUGGACACGCGCCAAGCUCGAGUCAAAAGAGCUGCUCACCUUCUGCAUCAAGCGCGUGCGGAACCUGAACAAGGUUAAGCUAAUCGACGCCGGGUUUAUCUGGACCGAGCCGCAUUCGAAGCGGCUGAAGCUCAAGCUGACGAUUCAGAAGGAGGUGUUCAAUGGGGCGAUCUUGCAGCAGACGUUUGUGGUGGAGUUUGUCGUGGAGGACCACAUGUGCGACAGCUGUUCGCGUGCUGCCGCCAACCCGGACCAGUGGAUCGCUAAAGUGCAGCUACGGCAAAAAGUGGAUCACAAGCGCACCUUCUUCUUCCUGGAGCAGCUGAUUCUCAAGCACGGCGCGGACUCCAAUACGAUCAAUAUCAAGCAGAUCCACGACGGGGUCGACUUCUACUACUCCAACCGCAGCCAUGCGCUCAAGUUCGUUGACUUCCUCAACUCCGUGGUCCCCAUCAAGCAGCGCGCCGACAAACAACUCGUUUCCCACGACUCCCACUCCAUGACCUACAACUACCGCUUCACGUUCAGCGUCGAAAUCGUUCCCGUCUGCAAAGACGACCUGAUCCUGCUCCCGCAAAAAGUGGCCAACGCGCUCGGGAACGUCGGGCCGCUCGUGGUUUGCACGCGGGUUAGCAACACCGUGCAGCUGCUCGACCCGCUAACCCUGCGGUUAGUGUACCAGGACGCGAACCAGUACUGGCGCGCGCCGUACCGCCCGCUUAUCGUAAGCAAGCAGCUGGUCGAAUACGUUGUGCUCGACAUCGAGCCGGUCGCGGGCGGCCACAGCGCGACAGGUGGCAGCGGGAAGGAGCGGUACGCGCUCGCGGACGCGACGGUCGCGCGGACGUCAGACUUUGGGAAGAAUGACGUCAUCUUCCAGUGCCGGACGCACCUGGGACAUCUACUGCAGGCGGGGGAUCUGGCGCUCGGGUACGAUUGCUAUGCGGCGAACACGAACGCGGAUUCGGAGUUGGAAAAGUUCAAGGGGUUCCAGCUUCCGGACGUGGUGCUGAUCAAGAAGAGCUACGAGGAGAAGCGGCGGAAGCGGCGCGGGCGCGGGCGCGCGUGGAAGCUGCGGCAGCUGCCCAUGGAGGUGGAGGCGACCACCAAGGACGACGACAAGGCGCGCGUCGACUACGAGCGCUUCUUGGAGGAGCUUGAGGAAGACCCGGAGAUGCGCGCCAAGGUGGCGCUCUACAAGGACCCGACGUACGUGGCGCGGCCGCGCGACGAGGACACGAUGACGGAGACCGACGGGGAGGAGCCGCCGCAGGUGCCGCUGGAGGAGUUGCUGGAUGAGCUGACGCUGGAGGAACAUGCGGACGAGGAUGAGGAGAUGGAGGGAUAGCUUAUUGGGGUGUAUGGAUAGGCGAUGGGGUGGGCGGUAAGAGAAGGCGAUGAGUUUGGUGAGCGGGCGCUGGAAGGAGCUGAAGGACGAGCUGACGCUGGAGGAACACGAGGACGAGGACGAGCAAAUGGAGGGAUAGCUUAGGGGGAGUGUGGAUUGGCGAUAGAGAAGAGAAGCAGGCGACGAUAGGGGAGAGGGAUAGGCGAUUGGGCGGAGUGGUGGCGACGGGAAGGAGUUGGGGUCCACCUGUGGAGCUCAAGGGUCCUUUGGACACGGACUGGGCAACAAGGAUUAGGAAGGUGAAGCGGGGUUGGAACUAGCUCACGGAGAGAGAAUAGACGGUACCGCGAUAGAUGGGAUGGAGGCAUCGACAAGCAGCGGCAUGUCAGAUGUGACGGGCUGUGGGGAAGUUAAGGGGAGGGGGGGGCGAGUCAAGUGACGGGGCUCUUGGAAAGUUCAUGAGUGCGCGUGGUCGGGUUCCGGAGGGGCUUCUCAUGGAUUGUGAAACGUUCAAGUGAGCAAAGUAGACGAGUAGAACAAGCUUUUAGGUUGGUGGAAGUGCACAUUUUACGAGUUAACAAAGUAGAUUACCAUCAUGGAUAAUGUGGAUGCUGUCCGAUGGAAAAGAGACCUUCGUCAAUGUACAGCUGGAAAUCUACAAUUCUGCAUGCUCAUUGGAAGUUUGGAAACGGGCGAAUGCAGAUGCUGCUGAUUGGUUGUUGGGCUGCGAAUGGCCGGGCAACCCUGGUUUGGGU
This is a messenger RNA of Klebsormidium nitens, 2517 nucleotides long. The record is from the annotation of a GenBank genome assembly. NCBI's taxonomy places the organism in Eukaryota, Viridiplantae, Streptophyta, Klebsormidiophyceae, Klebsormidiales, Klebsormidiaceae.